AUGGGGAGGGGAGUGGCUGUCAGUAGCUCAGGGAUAAAUAGAGAGGCAGAGCUCAGAAUUUGUCAGAAGGCGGACCUGACAGGGUCACACACAGGACCAAGCAGGAGCAGGAGAUCAGCAUUUUUACCUUUAAUUACAAAUGGAGAAGCAUGAAGAUGUUCAAUACUGUUUUCAAGACAGAAACUCUUCUUGCAGAAAGGCUUUGCUAUCGACAUCUAUCUACAUAACACUGUACAUCUUCUGCUCAUUGAUUUCAGCAGUUACAGUAUUUUUGAACAUACUGGUGAUCAUCUCCAUCUCUCACUUCAAGCAGCUCCACACUCCAACCAACCUGCUCAUCCUCUCUCUGGCUGUGUCAGAUCUCCUGGUGGGACUGAUUGUGAUACCAGCAACGACUGUAGCAAUAAUGGAACCAUGCUGGGGUUUUGGGGAAUAUUUCUGUGUGUUUGAAUUCUACAUCGCUUAUUUAUGUACUUCUUUAUCUCUGGGCAAUUUGGUCUUGAUUUCUAUUGACCGCUAUGUUGCUGUGUGUGAUCCCUUAUUGUACCACUCUAAAAUAACAAUAGCAAGAAUAAUGUGUUGUAUAUCCAUUUCCUGGUGUUGUUGUAUCAUAUACGAUGCUGCUAUUAUAAAAAUAUUUGUAAAUGUACAGGUAUCCAGUAGAUGUUUGAAAGAAUGUUUUAUUGUGAAAGGGUUAAAUUGGGUUAAUAUAAUUGGCCUUGUAUUUACAAUGGCUGUUCCAUGCUCUAUUAUUUUAACACUUUAUAUGAAAAUCUUUGUGGUGGCCAGAUCACAGGCCAGAAAGGUAUUUUCAAAAGAGGCUGCCUGUGUGUUUGGUGUUAAAACUGUACGGGCAAAUAAGUCUGAGAGAAAAGCAACAAAAACCCUAGCAAUUGUUGUUUUCAACUAUCUCAUUUGUUGGAUUCCAUCUCUAUUUCCUUUUGUUUUUUCCUUUUAUUUUAGUGACAAUUUGAUAUCAUUUAUCAUCAGCUUUCUGCCACUUGUUAAUUCCUUAAUUAAUCCAAUAAUUUAUGCUUUCUUUUAUCCAUGGUUCAAAGUGACAUGUAGACAUAUUUUAACUCUGAAGUUAAGGAGUUCAUAGUUCCUAUGUUUCUAUUCCUAAAUUGGACCAACAAAUUGUUAUACUGUUUUGUUUUAAUUGCUUCUUUCAAAUAACAAUACACUGAUAUUACUUAUCUUAGUGUUGUCAUCAUCGAUACAUGUGGUGUUGAUAAAGAAUGAUUUAGCUGGACUGGAUUAUAAAUACUUGGAGAAGGCAUAAACUUGUUUUAUAAAAUA
Oncorhynchus keta (chum salmon) is the source of this 1299-nucleotide messenger RNA. RefSeq names its product trace amine-associated receptor 13c-like. Gene Ontology annotation, cellular component: membrane. The record is from RefSeq and is a predicted model, not a curated record. Bases 140 to 1102 code for a protein of 320 amino acids. The transcript has a single exon. Gene Ontology annotation, biological process: G protein-coupled receptor signaling pathway. Gene Ontology annotation, molecular function: trace-amine receptor activity. NCBI's taxonomy places the organism in Eukaryota, Metazoa, Chordata, Actinopteri, Salmoniformes, Salmonidae.